Carcharodon carcharias (great white shark) is the source of this 6498-nucleotide messenger RNA. It is a transcript of the gene rhot2, whose product is annotated as ras homolog family member T2. Gene Ontology annotation, biological process: mitochondrion organization; small GTPase-mediated signal transduction. Lineage: Eukaryota; Metazoa; Chordata; Chondrichthyes; Lamniformes; Lamnidae. Gene Ontology annotation, cellular component: mitochondrial outer membrane. Bases 114 to 1970 code for a protein of 618 amino acids. Gene Ontology annotation, molecular function: GTPase activity; calcium ion binding; GTP binding. The transcript is spliced from 19 exons. The record is from RefSeq and is a predicted model, not a curated record.
CGCCGGGGCCACAGGAGCCGGAUUGGUGCUGAUCGAUUCGUGCCCGUACUCCAGUUACACCGAUCAACCGACGUUAACGCACUCGUUAUCGGUCAGAGUCGGAGAGUGUGAACAUGAGGGAAGAUGUGCGGAUACUGCUGGUGGGAGAACCUAAAGUUGGCAAAACAUCGCUGAUCAUGUCCCUGGUAAGCGAGGAGUUUCCUGAGGAGGUGCCAGCACGUGCAGAGGAGAUCACCAUUCCUGCAGACGUCACUCCAGAGAGAAUUCCCACUCACAUCAUUGACUACUCUGCAUCAGAGCAGACAGACGACGAGCUCCAAGAUGAGAUUAAUCGGGCAAAUGUGGUUUGCGUUGUGUAUGAUGUAAAUAAAGAAAGCACCAUCGAAAAGAUCCAGAGUAAAUGGAUUCCUUUGGUAAAUGGCAGCACUGAAAAGGGCAACAGAAUUCCAGUGAUCCUGGUGGGUAACAAAUCAGACCUGCAAGGAGCCAGCUCCAUGGAAACAAUUCUACCUAUCAUGAACCAGUUUAUGGAAAUUGAGACCUGUGUGGAGUGUUCUGCUAAAAAUCUGAAGAAUAUUUCAGAGCUGUUCUUCUAUGCACAGAAGGCUGUCCUGCACCCAACCGCACCCCUAUAUAACCCGGAAGAUAAACAGCUGAAACCUUCGUGUGUUCAAGCCCUGACUCGGAUCUUCAACAUCUCUGACCUGGACAAUGAUCGGAUUCUCAAUGACACGGAGAUGAACUUUUUUCAGAAAUACUGUUUCAGGAACCCCUUAUCUCCACAAGCUUUAGAAGAUGUUAAAACUGUGGUCUGGAAAAACACACCUGAUGGAAUCCUGGAUGAUGGGCUGACUUUAAGUGGUUUCCUUUUCUUGAACAUGUUGUUUAUCCAGCGCGGAAGACACGAAACCACAUGGACCGUUCUACGAAAGUUCGGCUACGAUGAUAACUUGGAGCUGACAGAUGAUUACCUUCAUCCUCCAUUGCGAGUUCCUUACAAUUGUACAACUGAGUUGAAUCACUGCACCUACAUGUUCCUGCAGCAAAUCUUUGAAAAGUAUGAUGCAGAUAAUGAUAACGUUUUGUCUCCAAUUGAAUUGAAGAAUUUAUUCACUGUAUUUCCCUACUUCCCCUGGGGCCCAGAGGUCUUUAACACAGUGUGCACAGAUGAGAGGGGCUGGAUCACUCUUCAUGGCUAUCUGUGUCACUGGACGUUCACAGCCUACCUGGAUGUCCAUCGCUGCAUAGAGUAUUUGGGAUACCUGGGUUACACCACCAUCAUGGAGCAAGAAUCCCAGACAGCAGCCAUCACAGUCACUCGGAGUAAGAAGCUGGACCUGGAGAAAGGACAGACUCAGAGGAAUGUGUUUCUGUGUAAAGUAAUCGGACCAAAGGGCACUGGGAAAACGGCGUUCUUGCAGGCCUUCCUGGGACGGAGUUUGAAGAUGCAGAGUGAGAUGGGCAGAGAUGUCUCUGACUUCACAAUCAACACUGUGCAAGUCAACAACCAGGACAAGUAUUUAAUACUGCAUGAGGUGGAUGUUGAUACCGAGUUCCUGAAAGCCUCCAGUGCCGCUUGUGAUGUUGCCUGUUUGAUGUAUGAUAUCACUGAUGCCAAAUCCUUCAACUACUGUGCCAGUAUUUACAAGGAACACUACAUGGAGAGCAGAAUCCCUUGCAUCUUUGUCGCAUCAAAGGCUGAUUUGCCCGAACAAAAGCAGGAACAUGGGAUCACGCCUGUAGAAUUCUGCUACAAACACAGACUCCCAGCCCCAUUUCAUUUCAGCUGCAACAGCGACGAAGCAACAAACUCACAGAUCUACUCCCGGCUCGCGCUUGCCGCAGCAUUCCCUGACCUGAAUGAUGCAGAGCUCAGCAUCACAUCCUUCUGGCUAAGAAUCACAUUUGGAGCCACCAUUGUUGCCUUCUUGGGACUCGGCAUCUAUAAAGCACUGGCCAGGCAGAAAUAGCAGGAGACAGCUGGUCAGCACAAAGUGAACGGUGUCCUAGAGGUGGAGCUCAACAGUGUUGGGGGAGUGAGCACUGAUUUGCCAUCCUGUGGGAUUUUACUCACAGCUAUAUUUGGGAUUUGGGUCGGGGUACAGGGAGGAGAAGCAAUCAGCUUUAAUGUUGAAAGAACUGAAUAAGGAGCUCGUGCCCAAGUAUUUUGACAAGACAUGUAGGAAUGGGCUUUUCUCUCUAUAACUGUUAAAGUACCUACUGGACAGGAGACUUGACCAGUCUGAGCUGUGCAAAGUUGCUUAACUUAUUCCAACUACCCCGUUGGCAGCUACUACCAAUGUGUGUUUAGCUCUGCACCUUCUCAUCUCGAUAUUUGGUCAACAUAUCCUGUCCUUUUGCUACCUCCUGGUUCUUCGGGGCUUAUUGUUCCUCUACUCCACUAAGCAGCUUAUCAUGUUCACCAGCAAAGCCCUGGUUAAACUGCAAGUGGCACAUUUUCCUGGCGACAAAUUUUAGUGUCAGCCUCUUACAACAUGCUACUUGAUUGUAAAGUAAAACCCCUCUGUUCUGUGGAAUAAUCGGGUGAGCAAAAACCAGGGUACAUCAGUAAAGAUACGAGAAACAGUUUCUCACAAUAUUUUUAUACCAGAGUUUGCAACUCGAUGCACUGAUGUAUUUUUUCAUAUAAGGAAAAGAAUACCCCAGAGUAUUUCAUCGUACUUUUAGAAAUUAUUGGUGCAGAGACCAUAACCUCCUAUCAUCUCUGCAGGCUCUGGCUGAGUAAAGUAACGGAAAUUUGGAUUCUACAAAGGCCUGUGCUUUGUCGGUGUAGUCUAGUUAGUGCCUCUCUCUUUGUAGAAGAGAGGGUACAAGUAUACCCAUAGCAACCUGCUUCUGAAACUGCACCAAAUAUCUUUACAAUUUUGAUUCUCAUGAUCUCUGUAAAAUCUCACCUUUGGAUAAACAGGUACAAGGUUAUAUCACAAACUCACCCAUCAGGGAAAUGAUGCACUUAAUGUAUAAUUGCCUGCAGUGUUUAACUACACAACAACAGUAACUACACUUCAAAAAAAAAGUAACUUAUUGAAUAUUAUCUGCCUUGACAUGUCCUGAGCAUGCAGCUCUUUCUUUAAUCACUUGUUUUCAAUAGUUCUAAGUGGCCUUUCCUGAACUUGAUGAAGAUUCAAAUCUCACUUACAUUAACAUGUCCUUAAUUGUUGAUUUUUCCAAGUUCCUCACUCCCUGUGUUGAAAUCCUAAUCAUAAUUCCUGUUUUGGGACAUGAUGUUAGGAACAGGAGGAGGCCAUUCAUCCCCUCCAGCCUGUUCCACCAUUCAGUCAGCUCAUGGCUGAUCUGUAUCUCAAAUUCAUUUACCCACCUUUAGCUCUGAAAUCACUUGGCUUUGUAUUUUUGCCAUUAUGUGACUGGUGGAGGUGACACGCCCAGUGUCCUUAUCAUCAUUGGUCACAGGCCUGUCUCAUCAGCUUUGAGAUCCAAUGCACUGGAUCAUAUUUGUAGUGUGAGUUAAUGAUAGAGUUCCUUUUGGUAAAAAGUAGUAUUUUUUUUAAAUGCAGUGUUCCAUAUUUAACUGUCCUAUGAUGUACAUUUUUGAUUAAAAGCGUACUAAUAUAAAAUAGUCAUAAACGUGAUACGCAGAGAGAGUAUUUCUGGGACUUAAAAUCCACUCCCAUCCCUCAUCCAUUCUCUGUCUUCCUACUAACCUUUAAAGGGCAGAGUGGCUAUUAGCUCACCAGCUCUGUGAAGCCUUGUGCCUAACCUUGUAAAGUGUUUAAUGUUUGAGCUUAUAACAUGAGGAAUAUGAAUGCUGGUGAAUGGGACACAUUCCCAUUUCAAGUGCUUUCUAUCAGAGAAUAAGAAAUUGGUGCUGGAGUAAACCAUUUAGUCCCUUGAGCCCCCUAAACCAUUCCACAUGAUAAUGGCUGAUCUUUACCUCAGUUCCACUUUUGGUCCCUAUCCCCAUCCCCAUAUUUCUUGAUUCCCUUAGUGCCCAAAACUCUAUCAAUCUCAGUCUUGAAUAUGAUCAUCGACUGAACAUGUUCUAGGGUAGAGAAUUCCAAAGAUUCACAGCCCUUUGAGUGAAGAAAUGUUUGCUCAUCUCAGUCCUAAAUACCAGCUCCUUAUUCUGAGUCUGACCCUUAGUUCUAGACUCUCUUAGCAUCUUCUAUGUCAAACCAUCUAUUCUGUGCUACCGACGUGCCUUAGCCCCAACAUGGAAAACACAACCUUUCAAUUUCCAUUUCUGGUGCAGCAGCUGUCAAUUGGAGUCACUGCCUCAGCCAAGAACAGCCCUGACAAUUGAUUAAAAGUGACAUUUCCUUUGUAUUGUGAGAAAUAAUGAGCAGCUCUUGUACAUUUGCUCAUUUAAUGCCUGGUGUCAUCCUACCAACCUCUUGCAGUUUGUUUGCGGCACCAAAAAUAUCCUGGGACGUCGCAGUUAGGUUCCAGUGCUAUAGCUCCAGAAGGGCAUCACUUGAACAGCAUCAAGAUGUUAUUGUGCUGACAUCAUCUAGUUAUAGCCCAUGCAGAGCAUAAACACCAGCGUAGACCAGUUUAGCUGAAUGUUCUGGUUCAAUGUUGUAAAUUCUAUAUCCCUAAGGGAUAUUUACCAGCUUGAAUUUCUUUGCUGGCAAGAAAUUAAAUUGGGUCCAAGGGUUUCAAUACAAGACAGGACUGUUGAUACUGGAGGAGAAGCUAUCACUCCGCUUUGUUUAAAUAGAAUAAGAUGUGACUUCACGCUUGCUCAGGUGAUGGAAAAUAUAGCUCCUGUAAAGCAGUUGAACUCUCAUGCAGAAUAGCAUUGCAUUUGUUCCAAUACCCAAACUCGUUCAAGAAUGUACCUGAAUGGCGGAUCACUCUUAGGUCUGUUCUAUUCCUCAUUUGUAUUCCAAUGGCAUUUAGGUGUCAGUUUUGAAAAGGGAUUGUUGUUUUUGUUGGACAUGAUUAAAUUUAGCAGAACAGACCCUGAGAACACGGUCUAAAAUAUACAAAUUCUCAUUACCUUUGCACUCUUCUAUCUACAAAGCGGAGUGAGAUUGCAUGAUCCAGCACAACAGGAAACUAUUCAGCUCAUCGUGUCUGUUCCAGCUCUUAAAACCAUCCUCCUACUCCCUUGCUGUUUCCCAACAGCCCUGAAAAUUUCUCCUUUUCCUGUGCUUUCUGCUUUGAUUUUUGUAUUUUUAAAUGGUAAAUUUAUUUCUGCUUCUUCCUCCCACUAGUUAUUUUUACCACUUUUUCUCUGGAUCCAAAGCAUCCAAUAAUUUGGCAGGAGUAUAUUCAAACCGGGUAACUGUGUCUCCAAGCUCCAUUGCUGCUCUGACUCAGUUGGCUGGAAUUAUUGAGAAUUGCUUCCAAAUGACUCCUCCUUCACUGCCACUCCACAUUGCUGCACCUAAGAUCAGGAACACAAUGUGAUGAACCACAAGCAUUCCUUUGGACCGUGCCAUUUGUCUGUCUGAUUUGCUGCUCUCAAGGGGAAGGAUGGAUUGUGAGUGCUUUCUGCUGUGCAGCUUAAAAAAAAAUUGUCUUGAUUGCAGUGCCAGCUGUUUUCUCCCAUUCCCCAAACUACAGUCGUGGGCAUAACAACAGUAGAAUCAUCCAGAGUGAGCGUCUAGCUCAAAGGAGCUAAGAGCUAACACUCCCAAAAGGCCAAGCCCUCCCAACUCUUUUUUUGCCAGUUUCCCAGUCGUUUAAUCCUGUUCAGUCCAUGUGAAAUGUAUGUUUGCAUGUCAGCCUGUUAUGUCAAUGUACGCAUUGGGUUUUGUCUCGAGCUCCUGUUUGGCCAUUGCAUGACCCAUCAUUGAAUGGUUCUGACCAAUAUCAGCAGCUAAGGAGAUUUUGAUGCGGCCCCUUUCAUUUGUAGGUGCCUUUUGCAUCCCUAUUGAAUUUGGUCUGCAUUCUCCCCUUCUCUCCUGGUACCAGUUGUCCUCAGGUGCCUUGGUCAAGUGAUCUUUAGUCACAUGUGGGUCUUGAUAGUGAGGGUAGCAGACUAUUUAACCCCAGUGGGAAAGCUGCAGGUAUGACAGGUUUCCUGAUCAAUAUGCUGGAGUCUCUUUCCCCACCUUACUCAUUGUCAGAGGCCAAUUACUGGUCCCUAGUUGCUUUCCCCACCUAACAUCAGUUACCUCAACAGGGGCCAGAGAUUGAACCUGACACCUUCCCAGUCGCUGCAACUCACCAAGCUAUCCGGAUUUGCAAGUUUUCUAAUUUGAUUGCAGCCACCCAUUGCGUACAUUGUGCUGCAGUUUUCAGUUUAUAAAGAAGGAAAAGAGGGCAGAAUAAGACCUAAUUUGAAAAGGCAACAGACAGAGGUAAACCAUUAAUCACAUCUUCAGAUCGUUGUGCUUGUUAACUGUGGAACUGGAAUUUACUUUGCUCCUGUUUGUCUAAAAAUUGUCUUGUAGUAAAAUUCUUUGAGUCAGUAAACAGAAAUUGUUCUAUUCUUGUGAAUUUUAAAUGAGAAAGUCUGUACCUUUCCUUUAAUGAAAAGAUAAAUAUAUUUUCAGAUUUUGCAUUUGA